AUGGCGCGAGAGUUAUUGCUUAGGGGUCGCACCAGGACUCUUCGCGAUAUCGAGUCCAAUACAACCAGAAAGUCUUCCAAAUGGCGCGACUGGACUUGUGUUCUUCUAUGGAGUAUCGUUGGCUAUACAUGCAUCAUUCUGCCGGUGGUAGCGUACUCCAAGCCGGGCCUUAUACCUUUUUAUAUCACUUUAUUACUGUUUCACAAGGAGUCCUCCCCAUUCUUCGCUUUCUCACAUGCAAAAGCCCAUUACUCCAAACCACAAGGGUUCGAGAUAGUUGCUCUGGUUCCCUUCCACCACCAUGAGCGUACAGCUAUCUUGGAUUGCUAUCUACAAAAAAACUUGAUCCAUAAUCGUGGAUUCCUUGAUCGGGUCGUCUUUGUGCCGCAGACCGAGGACGCCAUCAGCAUGGAAUGGCUGUACUCGAUCGUCAACCAAACUUCUGCCUAUGAUAUCUCUUCACCUGGUAAUGAACCAGAAUGGAAGGCUUUAAAGAAGAAUGUGAUGUAUAUUCGAAUCGAUGGUGAUACUCUGUUCCUCGAGGACAACACCAUUCCAACCAUUGUCAAGACGAAACUGCAAAAUCCAGAAUCUUUGAUUGUAUCGGCGAAUGUGAUCAAUGAGGCAGCUCUCACAUCCCUUCACAGCCACCCCGGUACUGCACUUCCAUAUCUGCCCGAAUUGUACCACGUGGAGCAACCGCCCAGAUCAGAGUCACAGCUGAAGCCCGGCUGGCGCGCUUCGAAUCUUCCACGCUGGCAGGGCCCAUCGAAUUUCAAAGUCAACAAGGGGUUUGAACCACCAUACAAAGGACAUCGCUGGCUACUCUCCCCGAAUGCGAAAUCUGGGCAAGAUCCUAUCGCAGCAUCCAUAUAUACCGAUACCGGUCCCACAUUACAGGACUGGACUGUUGGUGCGCAGCAACAUUACUCGUUCCUGCACCAUCUGGAAAAUAAUGACUUGGCUCGGUACAAGUUCCCAAUAUGGGUCAACCCCACUGAGUCUAUCAGUGAAAACUUUGGGUGCUUCUGGGGCAAAGAUGCGGCAGCUGUGCACCAUUUCAGCAACGAGACAGGAAGGAGAUCUUCUUCAAGCCGACAUGAAUCAAGCGAUCCAAGUCCACAUGUCAUCAUCGAUGGCAAGGGCCUUGUGUCGCAUUACUCGGCAGAGCAAGGUGCAGCCGGUCUAGACACCACAGAUCUCAUAAGUCGUUACCGAGCAUAUGCGCAAGAGAGGGUGUGUUCCUGUGAACUUAACAACCUUGGAUGA
Molecule: messenger RNA, 1269 nt
Organism: Penicillium bovifimosum
Lineage: Eukaryota; Fungi; Ascomycota; Eurotiomycetes; Eurotiales; Aspergillaceae
Exons: 2
Coding region: 1-1269 (422 amino acids)
Source: RefSeq, a predicted model, not a curated record